AGUGACUCUGACUCAAUGUUUUUGAGUUUGCUGCUUUGCAUUGCAAUGUUAUUUCAAUUUAUUUGGAGCUAGAAUGAAUAAAUUUCGUCUGAAUAAAAACAAUCCACUUUUCCGUGCCUCAUUUUCAUAAUUACUCAAUGUAAUAAUUUGAUUUUUUCUUUCACAUACCGACACAAUGCCUAGAGAACGGAACUAUCGUCGAAGAUCUCGAAGCCGGUCUCGGAGUUCUUCAGCAAGCCCGGAUAGAACACGCCGGCGGAGAAGUCGUAGCAGAGAUAGAGAUAGGAGAGCACGCAGUCGAGACAGACGAUCCAGAACACCCGAAAGAUUUCGUAGAUCACGAUCUCGAGAUAGACGAAGGUCUUUUCAACUACAGUCUAGAAGUCGGUCAAGAGAUCGAGAAAGAGAUCGAAGACGUAGAUCUCGCUCUCGAGGCAGAGACAGAAGAUCGCGAUCCCGAGAUAGGAAAGACAGAUCUCGUAGCAGAGAUCGUAAAGAUAGAAGAAACAGUUCAAGAGAUAGAUCAAAAAAAGAUAAAGAUGAUAAAAGAAAAGAAGAAGAAAACAAAGCAAAUGAAGACUCUUCAGAAUUGAAAUUUGAGCUUCUUGACAAGGAAGCUCAAAAUAAGCAAUUAGAAUUAGAAAUGCAGAAACGUCGUGAAAGAAUAGAAAAGUGGAGAGCUGAAAGAAAGAAAAAGGAAAUUGCUGAGGGAGGAACUGUGAAUACCUCAAACGUUGUGUUGCCUUCUGUAAAAAAAUGGACAUUGGAGGAUGAUGAUGAUGAAGAUUUACCUCUUGUUGUUGAAACAGAAAAAAACGAAGCAGAAGAGAAAGUUGAAAAGAAAGAAAUUAAGGAAGAAGAAAAAGAAAAGGAAAAUAUGGUAGUUGAGGAAGAUGAUGUUGAUCCUCUAGAUGCUUUUAUGCAGGGCAUACAGGAAGAAGUAAAGCAGCUGCGUCAUAAGAAUAUAUCAAAAGAAACUGAUGGUGAAGAUAAAACAGGUGGAAAAGUUACUGUCAUAGUUGGGAUGGCAAAAAAGAAAGAUGCUAAAGAUAAAGGAGAACUUAUGGAACAAGAUCAAGAUGCCUUGGAGUAUUCUUCAGAAGAAGAGGCUGAAGACUUGCAUUCAACUAUGUUCAACCUUCAAGCUAAUAAAACCAAAAAGCUUAUGACAGUUAGUAAAGAAGAUGUUACCUAUCAACCUUUUCGAAAAAAUUUCUAUGUUGAAGUUCCAGAGUUAGCUAAAAUGACCAUGGAAGAGGUUGAAGCCUGGAGGAAUGAAAUGGAAGGCAUUAAGGUCAAAGGAAAGGGAUGUCCUAAACCCAUCAAAAACUGGGCUCAAUGUGGUGUGAGCAAAAAAGUUUUAGAGGUUUUAAAAAAGCACAAUUAUGAAAAGCCAACACCUAUUCAGGCUCAAGCUAUUCCAUGUGUAAUGUCUGGUAAAGAUAUGAUUGGAAUUGCUAAAACAGGGUCUGGGAAAACUUUGGCAUUUUUGUUACCAAUGUAUAGGCAUAUAUUGGAUCAGCCACCCUUGGAAGCUGAUGAUGGUCCUAUAGGUAUAAUAAUGACUCCAACUCGAGAACUUGCGAUGCAGAUUACUAAAGAAUGCAAAAAAUUUGCUAAAGCACUGGGAUUAAGAGUUGUGUGUGUUUAUGGUGGUACUGGUAUAUCUGAACAGAUUGCAGAGUUAAAAAGAGGAGCUGAGAUCAUUGUUUGUACUCCUGGGCGUAUGAUUGAUAUGUUGGCGGCAAACAGUGGUCGUGUGACAAAUCUGAGAAGGUGUACAUACAUUGUCUUAGAUGAAGCUGAUCGUAUGUUUGACAUGGGAUUUGAGCCUCAAGUGAUGCGAAUUGUUGACAGCACACGACCUGAUCGUCAAACUGUCAUGUUUUCCGCUACUUUUCCUCGCCAGAUGGAAGCAUUAGCUCGACGCAUCUUAACUAAACCUGUGGAAGUGCAAGUAGGAGGAAGGAGUGUUGUUUGUAAAGAUGUCGAGCAACAUGUAUUAGUAAUUGAGGAAGAUGGAAAAUUUUUAAAACUGCUGGAACUCUUAGGCUUUUAUCAAGAGAAAGGAAGUGCACUUGUGUUUGUCGAUAAGCAAGAAAAUGCCGAUCUCCUGUUAAAAGAUCUAAUAAAAGCAUCUUAUAAUAGCAUGGCACUUCAUGGUGGAAUUGAUCAGUUUGACAGAGAUUCUACGAUUUGUGACUUUAAAGCUGGAAAAGUUAGUGUUCUGAUUGCUACCUCUGUUGCUGCUCGUGGUCUAGAUGUGAAACAUUUAAUACUUGUUGUAAAUUAUGAUUGCCCCAAUCAUUAUGAAGACUAUGUUCAUAGAUGUGGUCGAACAGGACGGGCUGGCAAUAAAGGAUCUGCCUACACUUUUCUUACUCCAGACCAAGGUCGAUAUGCUGGUGACAUUAUUAAAGCUUUAGAAUUAAAUCAGAUUGCUAUUCCUGCGGACCUGCAAAAGUUAUGGGAUGAGUACAGAAUAAAACAAGAAGCGGAAGGUAAAAAAGUGAAAAGUAGUAGUGGCUUUUCAGGAAAGGGCUUCAAAUUUGAUGAAGCAGAAGCUCAACUUGCAAAUGAAAAGAAAAAAUUCCAGAAAGCUGCCCUAGGUCUUCAGGAUUCUGAUGAUGAAGAUGCUGAAGCAGAUAUUGACAAAGAAAUUGAGACUUUGUUAGCGCCAAAAAAGCGUGUUCAAGAAAUAACCAUUCUUCCUUCUGGUGCCACUGGUUUACCUGGUAGCAUUGGAAGUGUGGAAAAAUUAGAACUGGCAAAGAAACUGGCCUCACGAAUUAGCUUGGCAAGAAACAUAGGAGCUGAAGCUCAACAAGCUGCUGAAGCAGUACUUAAAGGACAUCUUGGCACUCCUGUGAUAUCAGCUAAGACAUUAGCUGAACAGCGUGCAGAAAAACUACAUGCAAAACUUAAUUACCAGCCUAAAGCUGAUGAAGAAGGUAAAGAAGAUGAACAAGCCAUGGAAACUUUCCGAAAGUAUGAAGAAGAAUUGGAAAUCAAUGAUUUUCCUCAACAAGCAAGAUGGAAAGUCACAUCAAAGGAAGCUCUCGCUCAGAUUAGUGAGUAUUCGGAAGCUGGUAUUACUGUUCGUGGUACGUAUUACCCUCCUGGAAAAGAGCCCAAAGAGGGAGAUCGGAAACUGUACUUGGCUAUUGAAAGUACAAAUGAAUUAGCCGUGUCGAAAGCACGGGCAGAAUUCAUUAGGUUAAUCAAAGAAGAGCUUGUUAAAAUGCAACAUUCGUAUCAACCGAUCAACAGAGGGCGCUACAAAGUUCUGUAACAUCCCUUUUCCCUGUACAGAUCACUGCAUUAAGUAAUAAAUUUUUAUGUAACUAAUAUUGUAAAUGUAUUAUUCUAUUAACAGACAAAUUCCAUGUGUGCUCAAAAGAAGCAGAAUAUAU
Molecule: messenger RNA, 3413 nt
Organism: Uloborus diversus
Lineage: Eukaryota; Metazoa; Arthropoda; Arachnida; Araneae; Uloboridae
Gene: Prp5
Product: probable ATP-dependent RNA helicase DDX46
Exons: 18
Coding region: 176-3292 (1038 amino acids)
Biological process (GO): mRNA splicing, via spliceosome
Cellular component (GO): nucleus
Molecular function (GO): RNA helicase activity; ATP binding; nucleic acid binding
Source: RefSeq, a predicted model, not a curated record